Eupeodes corollae is the source of this 1297-nucleotide messenger RNA. RefSeq lists its product as uncharacterized. The transcript has a single exon. The coding region runs from base 74 to 1045 and encodes 323 amino acids. Lineage: Eukaryota; Metazoa; Arthropoda; Insecta; Diptera; Syrphidae. The record is from RefSeq and is a predicted model, not a curated record.
UAACACAAACAAGAUAAUAGAAAAUUAUAAAUUUAUUUUAAAGAAAUUUAACGAAAUCCCUAAUGAAUAUUUUAUGCAGGCAAUUUUUAAUAAAUUAUUAAUGUUAAAAGAAGAAUUAGAAGACAUUUCAAAUGCAAUAAAUUGGGCAAAACAGGGAAUAGUAAAUUCUAAACUUCUCUGUAAAAAAGACCUAACACAAAUUUUAAAUGACAUAGAAAAUUUACCCUACGGUAACGAUGCACAAGCAUUGAAUUAUGCAACCCCUUCCGUUGCAAUUAAAGGCGAAGUGAUUCUUUAUAUUAUUUCAUUGCCUAUAACUACUAACGAAAUUUAUAACCAUUUAAAAAUAAGACCUGUUACAAAAAAUAACAAACAAAUUUUGAUUCCUUAUCUAGAUAUAUUAGCAAAUAAAAAAGAAAUGUAUGGUAUAAAAGAAAAUUGUUUAAAAGUUCAUGAAAUUUUAAUAUGUAAACAAAACCAAAUUAUCAAAUUAUCUAAAAAUUCCUGUAUUUCCAAUCUACUAAACAGUAUGAAUGCAAAUUGUACUUAUAUAUUUAACACAAAAACAAGCAUUGAACAAGAAACAGAAAAUUUAAUUUUUAUAGAUAAUUACAAAGGAAAGUUAUAUGAUUGUGAAAACAAAACAAGAACAUUAAAUGGAACCUAUGUAGUACAAAUUUCUAACUGUUCAAUAAAUCUUGGAAACUUAAAUUUUAUAACAAAAGAAAUAACCAAUUAUGUACCAUUGCCAUCAAUAUUCCAAGGACAAUUAACAGAAUCAAAUAUUAAACUAAAUAUCGAUCAAAUACAUCUUGAAAACAUUAAACAAAUAGAAGAAAUAAAAACAAUUAGCAAUCAAACUUUCAUUAAUAACAUAGUUUUGUACAUUUUGAUAAUAAUUAUUGUAAUCAUUAUUCUUGCAAAAAAGGGUAAAAACCAAAAAGAAAUUAAUGUAAUUAACGAAAUACCUAAACCAGAAAACAUUGUAUUAAAAACUCUCCCAGUAAAAAAAUUUGAUGAAAGGAUGUUUAUAACAUUAAAUUAGUUUAUUUUUCGGGACGAAAAAUUUAAAAGAAGGGAGGAGUUAAAUGUAUAUCAAAUAUCAAACCCAAGUCCGAUAUGAAAUAUAAACAUCCGACUGUGAUCAAUGCUAUCUGAUGGAUACAUUCUCACGAUUGAGUGUUUACAUUUCAAAGUGAUGACUUAGUAUUUUUACUCUAGAUUUUAAGUCACAUAGAAUAUUUUUCAGUUUGUAUAAGUUAGUUCUUAAGAUCCGAUACUCCGGCUAACAUCUAGU